Molecule: messenger RNA, 1704 nt
Organism: Suillus clintonianus
Lineage: Eukaryota; Fungi; Basidiomycota; Agaricomycetes; Boletales; Suillaceae
Product: quinon protein alcohol dehydrogenase-like superfamily
Exons: 6
Coding region: 1-1704 (567 amino acids)
Molecular function (GO): protein binding
Source: RefSeq, a predicted model, not a curated record
AUGGCUUCCACAUCAACGAAGGCAGCUGCCACAAAAUCAACUCUGAAACUGAUAACGACUUUGAAGGGUCAUGGAGAGCAGAUUCGAUCCAUAUCCUACUUUCCUGACGGCCAGCGAAUGAUCAGUGGAUCUUAUGAUAAGACUGCUCGGAAAUGGGAUCUCAAAGCUGGUAAGGAGAUCGAGGAAGCACAGAGUGUUUGCGAGGAGAAGAUACGGGCAGUGGCGGUAUCAAGGGAUGGUCGAUGGAUUAUCACUGCUGGUGGAGAAUCUGGAGAAUACGACGCCGGGGAGCUGAAAGCCUGUGAGGUCGAGACAGGGAUUGUGAAAACAUUCGAAGGCCACACAUCGAGGAUCGCCAGCAUUGAUAUCUCUACGGACAACAAGCUGCUGGCGAGUGGGUCAUGGGAUUAUACAGCGCAGAUAUGGAACUUGGAGACCGGCAAACUCGUGAUUCCAUUCAAGAAUGAUGAUUGGGUGGGUGCAGUUCGCUUCUCAAUGGAUUCAAAGAAGCUUGCGAUCAAGUCAAUUGUGGGGAAGUGCCUUGAGGUCUGGGAUAUCCAAACAGCGAAAUUGGAUGUGAGGAUUGGAACAGUGCACGGUGGAGCAGGAAGCUCAUAUGCGCCAGUUUUCUGGACAAACAAAAACAAAAACAUCUUGACCUCAUUCAGCUUUACCGAUGACCCUGCCAAGACAAUCUACGUGUUGGACGCAUCGACGCUGAAGACUGUCGGAACUCCCUUCGAAGGGCACACCAACCUCAUUCGCUGUCUAACACUUUCAUUUGACGGCACUAUCAUCGUUAGCGGUUCAGACGACAACACCAUCAAGCUCUGGGCCUUUGAGUCCCGCCAACUCCUCGCUUCCUUCGACGUUCAGGACCCCCUUACCCUUGCUCUCUCACCCGACUCGCGCCAGUUAGCUUACACGACAUACAACGACAACAAUAUCCACAUAAACAAUGCUCCACCCGACGUCCUUGCUCAAGUCGGUACCAGUGCACUCAACAAGUCAAUCCUCGGCGGUGAUGUACUAAAAUCUGGUUCAACUCGUCGUCCUCCUGUCGUUCGUCGUAGACCAUCGAUACCUGUCAUACCUAUCACGCAGAGACCUCCGCCCACAAUCAACCCGCAGCAACCUAAUUUCCUUCACCUCCGAAGGAUUAUUCCCUUCUCUUUUCGCAAGAACACAGUUCCGGCUGUUCAGAAUAAUCAGACCCGGGGUCCUCUAGAUUUUCCUGCUACGUUGCCCUUACCUCCCGGUCGUCUUCAUACAGAAAGCUCUCCGUUGACUCCCUUGCCCGGUAGCAGGACCUUUUUCAAUCCCAUUCUGCGCUUAUCAGACAAGGGGAAGCAAAGGGCGCGUGAACCGAAACGGAAACCCGUACAAGUUGUCGAUGUUCCUCUCGGACAAGCAACAUAUGCCGACGCUGUUGGUGUGGACGACGGAGUGCGACCAUAUGUUCUCUUCUUUUGUCUGGCCUGGUUCCAGACAAAGGAGAAGAAGCAGGUUCCACGACCAGUCUAUGAUGACGAUCCCGAGGAAGACGAAGAGGAGGAAAAUAUUGUCAACCGAGUUGCUGUGCCCCAUCCCAGGGUUCAGUACGAAGAAAUUGAAUUGCAACCAAUGGCUAGCCAGCCACAGCCGAGGGCAGGACCAUCUCGCCUUGCGAUAGGUGAUGAACACCUAGAGGCGCAGUCCCCGUAG